UGCACAUGCGCACUCCCGCCUGUCAGUGUGUAUCUUUCUGAAGCACUGUCAUUUUUAUCAUCAACACUGCCUCCGUUAUCGCUCCCCGUUCGCCCGUCGUCAUCACAGCGGAGGACAUCUCUCUCCCAGGCGGUCUUUUCUCGUCGGACUCGUUUGCCCGACAGAAGCAUGAGCGUGGAGGCGUAUGGGCCCAGCUCGCAGACGCUCACCUUCCUGGACACGGAGGAGACGGAGCUGCUGGGAGCGGACACGCAGGGAUCCCAGUACGACUUCACGGAUUUUACGCUCCCGAGCCAGACCCAAACACAAGGCCAGACGCAGAGCCAGCUAGACUGCCAGGUGAAUGGUCCUGAUGGGGUGCUGGUGAAUGGAGAUGACCCUGUAGUGAAGGCCACUCAGCUGCUGGCAGAGCUCAACUUUGAGGAAGACGAAGAGGAUGCGUUUUACAGCAAAGACCUGCCUGUACACGCCUGCAGUUAUUGUGGAAUCCAUGAUCCGGCCUGCGUGGUUUACUGUAACACCAGCAAGAAGUGGUUUUGUAAUGGCCGAGGGAACACAUCUGGAAGCCACAUUGUGAACCAUCUGGUGAGGGCAAAGUCCAAGGAGGUGACCCUGCACAAAGAUGGACCCCUCGGAGAGACUGUGCUGGAAUGCUACAACUGCGGAUGCCGGAACGUUUUCCUCCUUGGCUUCAUCCCGGCCAAAGCGGAUUCUGUCGUGGUGUUACUCUGCAGGCAGCCAUGUGCGAGCCAGAGCAGCCUGAAGGACAUAAACUGGGACAGCUCUCAGUGGCAGCCGCUCAUCCAGGACCGCUGCUUCCUAUCAUGGCUGGUGAAGAUCCCGUCUGAGCACGAGCAGCUGAGAGCCAGGCAAAUCACAGCGCAACAAAUCAACAAGCUGGAGGAGCUCUGGAAGGAAAAUCCCAGUGCGACUCUGGAGGACCUGGAGAAGCCUGGAGUGGAUGAGGAGCCCCAACACGUGCUGCUGCGGUAUGAGGACGCAUACCAGUACCAGAACAUCUUUGGACCACUGGUCAAACUGGAGGCAGACUACGACAAGAAGCUCAAGGAGUCUCAGACUCAAGACAAUAUCACAGUGAGAUGGGAUUUGGGACUGAAUAAAAAGAGGAUUGCUUAUUUCACGCUCCCGAAAACAGAUUCAGACAUGCGGCUGAUGCAGGGAGAUGAGAUAUGCCUGAGAUAUAAGGGAGACCUGGCUCCACCGUGGAAGGGCAUCGGACACGUCAUCAAAGUGCCUGACAAUUAUGGAGAUGAGAUUGCCAUUGAGCUCCGGAGCAGCGCCGGGGCUCCAGUCGAAAUCCCACACAAUUUCCAGGUGGAUUUUGUCUGGAAGUCCACAUCCUUCGACAGAAUGCAGAGUGCCCUGAAGACUUUUGCUGUGGAUGAGACCUCAGUCUCCGGUUAUAUUUAUCACAAACUCCUGGGGCACGAGGUGGAGGACGUGGUCAUCAAGUGUCAGCUGCCCAAACGCUUCACUGCCCAGGGCCUGCCUGACCUCAACCACUCACAGGUUUAUGCAGUGAAGACAGUGCUGCAGCGCCCCCUGAGUCUGAUCCAGGGACCUCCAGGCACUGGCAAAACUGUCACUUCUGCUACAAUAGUGUACCACCUCGCUCGCCAAGGCAAUGGGCCAGUGCUAGUGUGUGCUCCCAGUAACAUCGCGGUGGACCAGCUGACAGAGAAGAUCCAUCAAACUGGACUCAAAGUGGUGAGACUCUGUGCCAAGAGCAGAGAGGCCAUAGACUCUCCUGUGUCCUUCCUGGCUCUGCACAACCAGACCCGGAACAUGGACAGCAUGCCUGAACUGCAGAAGCUGCAGCAGUUGAAGGAUGAGACCGGGGAACUGUCUUCCUCCGAUGAAAAACGCUACAGAGCUCUGAGACGCACUGCUGAGCGGGAGCUGCUGAUGAACGCUGAUGUGAUCUGCUGCACGUGUGUUGGAGCUGGAGAUCCUCGUUUGGCCAAAAUGCAGUUUCGCUCCAUUCUGAUCGAUGAGAGCACCCAGGCCACAGAGCCAGAGUGUAUGGUCCCCGUGGUACUCGGCGCCAAGCAGCUGAUCCUGGUGGGCGAUCACUGCCAGCUGGGCCCUGUGGUCAUGUGUAAGAAGGCAGCCAAAGCGGGUCUGUCCCAGUCUCUGUUUGAGCGCCUAGUGGUUCUGGGCAUCAGACCCAUCAGGCUCCAAGUGCAAUACAGGAUGCACCCAGCCCUCAGCGCUUUCCCCUCCAACAUCUUCUACGAGGGCUCUCUGCAAAAUGGAGUCACUGCCGCUGACCGGAUGAAAAAAGGCUUUGACUUCCAGUGGCCACAGCCUGACAAACCGAUGUUCUUCUACGUCACUCAGGGGCAAGAAGAAAUCGCCAGCUCAGGAACCUCCUAUCUCAACAGAACUGAGGCGGCCAACGUGGAAAAGAUCACCACUCGACUGCUGAAAGGAGGAGCCAAACCCGACCAGAUCGGAAUCAUCACACCGUAUGAGGGUCAAAGGUCAUACCUGGUCCAGUACAUGCAGUUUAGCGGAUCACUGCACACCAAGCUCUACCAGGAGGUGGAGAUUGCCAGUGUAGAUGCGUUCCAGGGCAGAGAGAAGGACUUCAUCAUCCUCUCCUGUGUCCGGGCUAAUGAGCACCAGGGCAUCGGUUUCCUCAAUGACCCCAGACGCCUCAAUGUGGCGCUCACCCGCGCACGAUACGGUGUCAUCAUCGUGGGGAACCCCAAAGCCCUGUCCAAGCAGCCUCUGUGGAACCACCUGCUCAACUACUACAAGGAGCAGAAGGUGCUGGUGGAGGGGCCCCUGAACAACCUCCGAGAGAGCCUCAUGCAGUUCAGCAAACCCCGAAAACUGGUCAACACAAUCAAUCCGGGGGGUCGCUUCAUGAGCACUGCCAUGUAUGAUGCCAGAGAGGCCCUCAUCCCUGGAUCUGCCUACGACCGCAGCAGCAACGGGCGCUCCAGUCUUUACUUUCAGACUCAUGAUCAGAUCGGGAUGAUUGGCUCUGGAGCGAAUCCUCUGGCCUCUCUGAACAUCCCCAUUCCCUUCAACCUGGUGAUGCCUCCCAUCCCUCCCCCGGGGUACCUGGGCCAGGUCAACGGGCCCUCGACAGGUCGUGGAGGCCUCAAGGGAAAGUCGGGGGGAGGAGGAGGUCGAGGAGGCAGGCAGAGGGGCAGGAACAUGGGCAACAGUGGAGGAGGGGGGGACCGUGGGGGGCACAUGACCAGUCAGGCCAGUCAAGACCUGGGCUCUCAGUCCUUCUCCCAGGGACCCCUCACACAGGGCUACAUGAACAUGAGCCAGCCCUCCCAGAUGAGCCAGCCCGGUCUGUCCCAGGCGGAGCUCUCGCAGGACAGUUACCUUGGAGACGAGUUCAAAUCUCAGAUGGAUGUAGCUCUGUCCCAGGACUCCACCUAUCAGGGGGAGCGAGCCUACCAACACGGGGUGACUGGACUGUCCCAGUAUUAGACUGUUGCUGGAAGGAGCUAGGCCUAUGUUCUGCUUAGUUUGACGGUUUUAACGUGGGUGAAGACAAAAAAGAACCGACAUGGAUACCUGUUUUUCCACUGCUACAACCGAAGCACCACUGUGUGAAAAAAGGAGAGCGCGCGCGAGAAUCCGACCAAUCACAAGCCAGGGGACCGUGAGGCGGGAGAUCAAGCCGAGCAAGACAAGAUGGCCGACCGGAGACGCGACGGGGAGAGCCAGGUCCGCCCGGGCACGACGUCGCACGGAGGAGACCACACCACAUGCUCCCACACCGAGGAUCUUAAAGCAGGAUGGUUGAGAUUCUUGCCCCCGAAAGCUAGAAAAAAGGAGGAGAGGAGAUGUCUCACACUAAUGUCCUCCAAGGAGACUCUACAGGAUGAAUUCUGUGACUUGGAGAGAAGAGGGGACACAACUCUUGAAGCGGUUGAUAACACAAACUUUUUUUCUUUCUAACUCAGAGCUUAUACUUGAAGCAUUUUGGUCACACUUGAGUAAAAAUAUGUGUCCAAGAAGUAGCUGCCUCGAAGUGAGAGAGAAGAGAGAGAGGUCAACACAGCUUUUGUUUCUUAGCUUGAAGUUGAAAAGUUUUCUAUGAUUUAAAUAAGUUAAAGCGUGCUAGUGUAGCUAGAGAGUUGGCAAGUAAAUUAAAAAAGCUUAGAUUUACUAUUUGAAAAGAAAUAUACACACAUUUAAAGGUUCAUUAUGUAACUUUUCUGGUAGAGGGUCUGUCAAAUGUUUUUCUGUCAUUACUCUGCCUGAAAUGUUCCACAAUAUGAAAUUAAACAGCUCUACCUUACAUGUAUUAAAUUACAAGUAGUUUUAUAGCUUAUAAAGACCUAGAAAAACAGACAUUCUGACUGUGAGAAUGAGCGGCGUUGUUUCGCCACAGAUCUGACCUGUAAUUUGAUCUGGUUUGGUCUCCAUGAAAAUAGCAAGUUUUAAUGCCAUACUGUGAAACAUUCCAGACAAAGCAACAACAUCUCCAUGGAGAAAAGCAGUUGAUGGAGCCUCCACCAGAAAAGUUACACAAUGCACCUUUUAAACAUUGGUUUGAGACCAAUUCUGCCCAAUGUUUAAUAUGAAAUAUGAAAAACUAUGUUUCAUGUUUUUAGCCCUGAAUAAAAAUAUUGGGUUUCAAGUUGCCCAAAAGGAGACCACACACUCUUGUAAGUAGAGGUGCUCCGAUCGAUCGACUGCCGAACACUGAUCGAGAUGUUAUCAAAAAUAACAGAAUUGUGAUUGUGAAAUUGGGGUGAUCAGACAUAACAUCACCCAUGUAUGUAACGGAUGGACUGCCAGAAGCAUGUUAUUGGUUUAAAAUACCAGCAGAACUCCACUGAUACAGUAACUGGUGUGAUUUUGGUUGGUCAUAACCAUGGCCUAUUGCAGGGAUCUCCCAACUUUUUUCCUCCCAUGAGCUACCUUUACAAAACAAAAAUGUCAGAGAGCUACAAAGUCUACAACAAAUUUACAAGAAACUGAGUAAAUAUAAGACCCACAGUAAGCCUUACAUGGUGACAGUUAAAUGCUUACACAACAUAAACCAAUACUCUUUUAUUAGUGCACAAAAUUAGGCAUCAAAAAUGAAAAUCUGCUUAUUCAGCACAAUACACAUAAUUUCAGAAAUCCCUUGCUUUGAAGGGAGUGGAGAGCUACAACCUGUAGCUCAGCAGAGCUACAGGUUGGAGACCCAUGGCCUGUAGUAUUUUUAUUCAAAUAAUAAAAUCUCUUGCAUCACCAUAUCAAAGCCUGUGUGAUCAAUAUCUUCCAAUCAAAAAUUCAGAUUAUCAGUAUCUGUGGUUGGUCUCAAAAAUCCUGAUCGGAGCAGCUCUAGUUGUAAGUCAGUGGUGGGUUCUACCAUUGUAUACCACAUUAUUAAAAGUAAAUGUUUUUAGGAUUGUGUUAACGCACUUGAAAGUCGAUACAAAACUUCAUUAUAAUUGUGUUCGUUAAUUUAUUGAGACAUAUAUGGUUUUAGUGUUUUAGUAGAUGCAUAACAUAUGAACUUGUGUUUUCAACUAGGACUGGGUGAUAUGGUGAAAUGAAAUAAUGAAAUAAAACUAAACCAAAAAUUGUGAGCUCACCCCUGUGAUGAUCUGCUAUUUUGUUUAAAUUAUCACAUUCUGAAUACAGCUCUGAAACACACACACCUUUCACCACCCACUCCUCCUAUUGGUCAGUCCCUGAAUGAUUGACAGCUGGGUUCAACCAAUUACAAUGACAAAUGAACGUUCAGAAGAAGCAGGUGACUUACUUCUACAGUAUAAAGCUAUAUAAAGAUUCUAAGUUUACAAGAAUUGUGAUAAAAAUCGAAAAGGUGUUCUGGAUCUGGCUCCAAGAAAUUAGUGAUAUAAAUUUUUUUUUUAUCAUAUCACCCAUCCCUGUUUUCAUCACUAGUUUCUUACAUGAAAAGAUCUGUCACUAAAUCUUCCUGAGAGAGUAUUACAGUAUAGUAUAUCACUGUAAACAAGCUCUAAGUUAUUUCCCCCUGAAGUCAGUGGCUAAUGGUUUAAUUUAGUAGUCUUUAGAUAGUAUUGUGUGUUUCGGGACAUUCACAAACCCUGGAAUGUUAUGCAUCUAACUGCUGUUUAGCAGCCUUGGUCCCAGUCACCCUCUUUAUUUCAUAUAUUUCAUAUAUUUUAUAUAUAUAUCAGUUUAUAGUGGCAGUUUCCAUUGUUCUAGUGCAUGUCAUUAACCCUCCUCACAUGUUUUUAUCUUUAUUACUAACAGAAUGCAUGCCCCAGGUUGUAUGUUGAAAUUGUAAUGCACCAAUCCGAUACUGUUAUCAGAUAUCGAUGCUGAUCCUGAAAAUAUUUGCUGGAUCAGAUAUCCGCAUCCACAUAUUGGUUCAGUCGGUAUCCUGUUUGGACAUGUAAACUGAUGUAAUAAGGCAAUUUACUGGCCGUAAUCGCCCAGAAAGUUUCAUGUUUGAACUUUUCCUGAUUCAAAGCUCUUCAGUAGUGUGGGCUGUCAGAGGGUUUGGUUUGUUUUUCGUUUCUUUUUCUGUCUAUUUUGUUUUUGCUAUGCAUGCUGUAUGUUUCAAAAUUUUAAAAAAAAGUAUUAAAAUAGAAGCUACAUCACAUAUUUGUUUAGUCUUAUUUUAUUUGUGUUUAAAGGAAAUAAACUGUUUUCAGUCUCAGCCCUGGUAUUGUUAGAUACUUAAAGCUAAGGGAUUGGAAUCAGUAUUGGAAAUGAAAAAGCUAGAUCUGGAUUCCUACAUGUAUCUUUGUUCUGUUUCCAUAGUUUUAGUCCAUUGUUGUCAUUAACCCCCUCAUGCUUUUGUCCUCUUCAUCACUGACAGACUAACAGCAUGCUCCACAUCUCUGUCGGAAUAAUUUAUUUGGUUUGGUUUUGCUUUGUUUGCAGACUGAGAGACAUAAACUUUCAGAUGUUGUUCACCUCUACAUUUAAUCUAAGUGUCAUUAUGAGUAUUUGUGGCCAUUAAACUUUUUGUCUCGAGAAAUAAACUUUUCUUUCUUUUAGACAAUGA
This is a messenger RNA of Boleophthalmus pectinirostris (great blue-spotted mudskipper), 6988 nucleotides long. RefSeq names its product UPF1 RNA helicase and ATPase (gene upf1). Gene Ontology annotation, molecular function: DNA binding; zinc ion binding; RNA binding. Bases 169 to 3477 code for a protein of 1102 amino acids. Gene Ontology annotation, cellular component: cytoplasm. Gene Ontology annotation, biological process: nuclear-transcribed mRNA catabolic process, nonsense-mediated decay. Lineage: Eukaryota; Metazoa; Chordata; Actinopteri; Gobiiformes; Gobiidae. The record is from RefSeq and is a predicted model, not a curated record. The transcript is spliced from 24 exons.